This is a messenger RNA of Leopardus geoffroyi (Geoffroy's cat), 2228 nucleotides long. It is a transcript of the gene GCNT3, whose product is annotated as glucosaminyl (N-acetyl) transferase 3, mucin type. Gene Ontology annotation, cellular component: membrane. Gene Ontology annotation, molecular function: acetylglucosaminyltransferase activity. The coding region runs from base 460 to 1782 and encodes 440 amino acids. The record is from RefSeq and is a predicted model, not a curated record. The transcript is spliced from 3 exons. NCBI's taxonomy places the organism in Eukaryota, Metazoa, Chordata, Mammalia, Carnivora, Felidae.
UGCCUGUGUAUCUGUUUUCACUUUCUGCCCCCUCUGAGUCAUAUUCUCUUCUCCUUUAUUAGUCAGUGGGGUUGCCCUUGCUGUCUCUCUGCGGCUAGCAUUUCUCUUCUGAGCAGCCUUAGAAUUCUAACAUCUACCAUGCUGGGUGCUGAGAGAGAAAGCACAUGACUUCCUGGAGCUCCCAGCCUAAUGAGAAGACAAAGCAGAUACUUCCCAGAGAGACCGAGGAGGAGCCUGAGACUGUUCCUGGACAUCCUGUGAAUAUCAGAAAAUAUCUUGUGGAGGCAUUAAAAGAAGGGGAUAUGGUGUUCACAUUUGCUUCCAUGGAUUCCAACCAAUCUUCCUUGGAAACAAACACAUCUUGACAAGUGAUCUUUCCUAAGCAAGGACAAAGGUAUUAAAAAGGAUUCCAUCCUCCUCCUCCGUCCUUGUGCCCAAACUCGACUGGUUUCUCAUUCCAUGAGGAUGAUUUGGUGGAAGAAGAUACAGUGGCAGCAGCGUUACCUGUGGGCCCUGGGCUGCUAUAUGCUGCUGGCCAUUGUUGCUCUGAGGCUUUGUCUCAGAUUGAAAUGUGACUUUGAUGCCCUGGAUCUGAAGUCCAGAGAUUUUCAGAGCCGGCACUGUAGAGACAUCUUGUACAAGUCCCUGAAACUGCCAGCAAAGAGAUCCAUCAGCUGUUCUCGGAUCAUCCAAGGGGACCAGCAGGCAGUGAUUGAGGCUGUGCUGGACAACCUGGAGAUCAAGAACAAGCGGAAGCCUUUCACAGACACUGACUACCUUAACAUGACCAGAGACUGUGAGCACUUUAAGGCUGAAAGGAAGUUCCUACGGUUCCCUCUGAGCCAAGAAGAGUUAGACUUCCCUAUUGCCUACUCAAUGGUGGUCCAUGAGAAAAUAGAAAACUUUGAAAGAUUGCUCCGAGCUGUGUAUGCCCCUCAGAACAUAUACUGCAUCCACGUGGAUGAGAAAUCCCCAGAAACUUUCAAAGAGGCAGUCAAGGCAAUUAUUUCAUGCUUCCCAAAUGUCUUCAUGGCCAGUAAGUUGGUUCGGGUGGUUUAUGCCUCCUGGUCCAGGGUGCAGGCUGACCUGAACUGUAUGGAAGACUUGCUCCAGAGCCCAGUGCCAUGGAAAUACUUACUAAAUACCUGUGGGACAGACUUUCCUAUAAAGACCAAUGCCGAGAUGGUCCUGGCCCUCAAGAUGUUGAAUGGGAAGAACAGUAUGGAGUCAGAAAUACCUACUGAGUACAAAAAGACUCGCUGGAAAUAUCACUAUGAGACAAAAGACACGUUGUACGUAACCAACAAGAUCAAGGAUCCUCCCCCUGAUAACAUACCUAUGUUCACAGGGAAUGCCUAUAUUGUAGCUUCCCGAGACUUUGUCCGACAUGUCUUAGAGAACCCCAAGUCCCGACAACUGAUUGAAUGGGUAAAAGACACCUAUAGCCCCGAUGAGCAUCUCUGGGCCACGCUUCAGCGUGCACCAUGGAUGCCUGGCUCUAUUCCCUACCACUCCAAGUAUCACGUCUCAGAUAUGGCAGCCAUUGCCAGGCUGGUCAAGUGGCAGGGCCAUGAGGGAAACAUCAGUAUGGGGGCACCUUAUGCACCUUGCUCUGGAAUCCACCAGAGGUCUAUCUGUAUUUACGGGACUGGAGACCUGCAUUGGAUUCUUCAAAACCAUCACCUCUUGGCCAACAAGUUUGAUCCAAAGGUGGAUGACAAUGUUCUUCAGUGUUUAGAAGAGUACUUACGUCAUAAGGCCAUCUAUGGGACUGAACUCUGAGAUAAACUAUAAGAGGAUUGCUACCUGUGGGGCAAGAACAUGUGGAUACAUACUUCAGAUGGGCUGGGACAAUGUGGGGUGGGAGACCAGGGCUCUGCAAUCCGUGGCAUCCCCAAGUUAGGGGGCUGCUGUCGGAGUGUGGGUAAGUAGAUCUGCCUUGCAACUUGCUGUCCUGGGUGAACACUCCUGGUGAGCAUUCACCCACCCCACUCCUAAGAGCUCUCCCACUGACUUUGUCACAGAGUCAAAAUAAGAAGCAGUUAUUUGGGAGAGUAAGGGAGGGAAGUGUGGCAGGGGACCCUGGAUUUCAGUUGAGUGCUUGCUGUCUGCUUUUCUACUCUAUGCUGGUUCUAAUAAAUUCUAGGCUUGGUAGUGGGGGCGGGGUGGGACUUUAAUGAAAAGAGGGCCUUUUGUACUAUUAACUUAAAAAUAAAUAGCUCUUUAUU